AUGGAUGAUGACUGUAUGAAGUGGAAGAGUGACCGUCGCUACAGCCUACACCUUCUGGAGUGCGGACAACAUUCCUUGUACUGUAUGUCACAUCGUGGCAACGAAAAGGCAGCUCCCGAGCCCAAAGUUGUAGUUACUCCCAGCAACAAAAAUAAUGAAAACGACAUACCGUCUCCUUUGAACAUACCGCCUCCUUUGAAUAAUGAUGCAUCAUCCUCAAAAUCACCAACAAUUACUAGUGUUACAGAAUUGGCAUGCUUUCAUGAGAGCAUCAAUGAAGGAGACACAGUGGAAAGCUUCAAAAGUGUAAUUUCUCCCGGUGUUUUUGUCUCUGAAAUGCCUCGGCCUAGAUUCUGUGUAAUCAUGAUUUCAAAGGAGAGCAACCCCAACUGUUUGGUUAAUCAUGUAGAAAAGCUCGGAGAGAGGGUUAACGUGACAAAGAUCCAGAUCAUGAGACCAAACUCCAUGAGUAAAUACUGUUCUGUACUUGACGAAUUUGGCCUAGAUAGUAGUAUGCUUAACAAUCUCAUGGAGGUGUCUGGAUCAACAUGUGCCGAAUUUGUUGUUGAUUGUGGUGAAGAUAGGGAUCGUGAAUAUGGUGAUUCCCCUACUCUUGAUGUUAAGAAAAGAAAGAAGAGCCAGGCUCUCGCUGCCAGAAGAAAGGAAAUUUUUGAUGACUCUCACAUACCAGAUCAGGCUGUACUACGCCAUAGUGCCAGAGCAACAACUUGUAGUCAUUGGGCCAAUGUGAAUCUUCUAUCCACAGGAGAUGAAAAAGUAGCAGUAGGAAUUCUCAAGCAGGAGAUUAUUAGAGCUGCAAAGAGUGAAGCUGAAGCUAGAUGA
Molecule: messenger RNA, 843 nt
Organism: Arabidopsis thaliana (thale cress)
Lineage: Eukaryota; Viridiplantae; Streptophyta; Magnoliopsida; Brassicales; Brassicaceae
Product: Pentatricopeptide repeat (PPR) superfamily protein
Exons: 7
Coding region: 1-843 (280 amino acids)
Source: RefSeq, marked reviewed